CUCAGUCCUUUCUGUUGACCAUUCAGUAUAUUAUGUUUAUGGGUAUACAUAACUACAGUUAACUGCAAAACAUUAGCCUACAUGGAACUCAAAGUCUUCUAGGCUUUAGGAGGAUCAGGGUGCCAUCCUUUGACAACAAGGAAGAAGCUUAAAGCAUGGGUUCUGUGUGUAAGCCUGUGCCCUUCAAAAGACUAGUCAUUGUGGCAUUUGUACCCUUUGACCAGGUAGUAGAGAUACAAGCCGGUGCUCUUUGGCACUGAAGGUUUUGUUUUAGACCCUGACUAGUGAGAUGCUGUUUCAGCAUUCUGCUGUGAAUAUUGUUGGAAAGGUGGUUUCCUGUUUCCCUUGUUUGUGUAUUAGGAUCAUCCCUCCAUUUCUUACCAUGUUGUGUGCUUGCACAGCUUUUGCUUUUGCUGAACAAGAGCAAAAAUCUAGGUGAAUUCAAUAAUCAGAAUUUUUGGUUCUGGUUCCAGUGCUCUAUUACAAAAGGAGGUUGUACAAAUGUUUCCAUGUGAAUUGUAUUGUAAGUUAUGAUUGAUUUUUUUUUUCCUUUUUUUUUUUCAGAUUAUUGACCAGCAGAUUUGUUCUCUCUCAUGAGCAUUAUUAGCUCAUCUAUUACCUAGAAAGAAGAGAGUGUAAAACUAUUUUCCUCCAACUUCUUUCACUGAACCACAUUAACUGCUUUGUUUUGAUUUUUUUGUUUGUCCUUAAAUGCAAGUGUGCUUAAUUUUGCAAUGCACUAAUUGCAUGGGUAUAUAGCAUCUUCACCAAAAGGAAGGAGAGCCAUAUUGCCACAGUCUUAAAUGCCAGAUUCUGGAUGAGGCUUAGAGAAUCCAGCAGGGGUAGGUGUUGGGGCCAGAGGAAGAUGAAUAAAGGAGGAAGAGAGAAGGAGAAUGUAUCAGUGCUUCAUAUAUCAUGUAGAUGGUUCCAAUGCAAUCUAGCCAGUAGCUCUAUAUGAUCAUUUAAACCUGAAAACCAUGGGGGAAGAAACCAUUACACUUACAAAGCAAGACACUCAAAAGUCAGAAAACCGGAUGCAGCAGUUAAACUAUAUUUUCAUGCUUGUUCUUCCAUCUUUAAUAUUUAGUUUUACACUUCUGUUGCAGAACACGUUUUCAAGAUAAACUAAAAGAUUCUAUUUUAAAGCAUCCUAUCUACUGAAAAAGUGAAAUAAAUGGUGCUCUUUUGGAAAUCAAGUCAUAAGUAGGAUGCAUUGUAUUUAAGACCGUAGUCCCAACACCAAGCCAUUUAGAUCUGAAGAGGCCGUACAUCUCAUAGGAAGCCAAAGCACGCAGUUCUGUCAGUCAUCGCCACCUUAUCAGCCCCACCCGUUCGGUUACAUUAGCCUCCUCCACCCUGAAACAGGAUGAUUUGGAAAUUUGCCUUGUCCAUUUUUCUGAUGGCAGCGCUGGUUAGAGUAACAGACACCAGGAAAAACCGUCCUGCAGGAGCAAUUCCAUCCCCUUACAAAGACAGCAGCAGCAACAACUCUGAGAGGAGGCAGCACCUGAACAAGGAAGUGCUGGCCUCUAGCCAGGAGGCCCUUGUGGUCACUGAAAGGAAGUACCUUAAGAGUGACUGGUGCAAAACACAGCCCCUGCGGCAGACUGUUAGUGAGGAGGGCUGCAUAAGCCGCACUAUCAUCAACCGCUUUUGCUAUGGGCAGUGCAACUCCUUCUACAUACCGCGGCAUGUGAAAAAGGAGGAGGAAUCCUUCCAGUCCUGUGCCUUCUGCAAGCCACAUAAGGUCACCUCGUCGACCGUGCAGCUGGAGUGUCCUGAGCUGGACCCCCCCUUCCGACUCAAGAAAAUCCAGAAGGUGAAGCAGUGCCGCUGCAUGUCUGUGAAUCUCAACAACUCAGGCAAACUGUGAGAGUGGGCGGGUACCUACUGCACGGUGUUGCCCCCAUCAGAUUUACUGCUGCCUCUCCUUUCCCACUGAGCAGACUCACUGUCUAUUGUGUUGGUUUGUUUUUUCUUUUUUCUUUUUUCCUUUCAGGAGGCAUGUCUCCAGCAAGGAAAGGCUCCUUGUCACUUGCCUACUGGAAUAAAGCUUUUUAAUGGGCUGUGUUAGGCACUUUGGCAUAAAGGUUCAUUGUAUUUCCAAUAUCAUCUGACGGUUGAAUCUUCCGGAGUGGAGCAGACUCCCAGAAGUUGGGAUUGAUCAUCUAAGUGACCAGUUGGCUGAAUCCAGCAUUAAAUGUUUCCACUGUGUGGAGUAAAGCCCUCUGCCCUACACUCCAGUCCCCUCCACAAGAAGAGAAGGCCUCGCUGGCAUUUCAGUCCAGGGCUUGCUGCUCUCAUGACCAAGUGUUGGGUGUGCUGCCCAGAGCUGGGUGACGCAGGCAGGGGAGAGACGAAGUAACACACUGAAAGAAAGUGAGACUCUCUGAUGAGGUUCUUCUUGCUAAGACAACUUCAAUUGUGCAAUGACAAACUGUUCUGGGCUGGUUGUCUAAACCACAGAUAAGAACUGAAGGGGAGAGGGGGAAUUGUUAGGUCAGCCAUCAGGAUCGCAUCCGCAGACUGAAGAUGGAUUCUUACGCUGUUGUGGUUAGAACAUAUCAAACACAUGGUCUCUGCAGCAGUGUUUAUUUUGUAACCUAGCUAUAGUAAACAGCUGUUUAAAGUAUUAUAGACCUAGCCAUGUAUAUUUUUUUUGUGGCAGAAUAUGCCAGAGACUAAAAUGUAUUGAGUAAGAGACUUUGUUGCUAGGUCAGUUGCCUGGCUUAAAACAGACAUGUUUUAACUAGGCUUUCCAGUAGGUUUUGUGUGUUAGGCGUGUGUGUUUCUUACUCCAAAGAAGGACAACACCCACUUACUACCUUGUAUUUAUGCUUGCUCAGAUUGGGGAAAGUGGGAGAGGAGCUGAAAACACUUAAGGAAACAAUGUUUCACUUAAGCUAUUAAAGCACUGUAGCACAAAAAGCAAAAUUUGGUCUUUGUUGGACUGAAUACAAAAGCUGCCUUAUGCACCAGUGUGUCAGGUGGUGGCUUUCCCAUGCAGUGGUUGGAAACCAGGUAACUUGUUAGUGUUAAAGGGCAAAACUGCCUGUAAGUGCUGUUGGAAUGGGUCACAGCUGUAGGAGCAGGGAGAAACUAAGCUGUAAUUACUGCAGUACUGGUGGUCUGCUGAAAUUUUGAGUUCUGACUUAUCAGUGUUGGCGAAUACUUUAAGUUCAUUUAAAAUCAUACUGUGUUGUUGCUCUCUUAGCGGAGUUUAGCAUGUCGGUAUAUCCCGUUUGUUCCAGUUCUGAUCUGUAUUAGUACCAGCUGCAUUAAAUCCUACAUCUAAAAACAAACCAGCUCCUCCCCACGAACCAAAGCCCAUGCAUGCUAAAUUGUCUGAAGCACACAAAUUAAAAAUGACAAGCUGACUCCCUGAUGCAUGUCUUUCUUACAGUUCAGCAUCCCCAUCUAGUGAAACCAGCUUGCUGUAGGAACCCUUCCCUGCCACCCUUUUUACAUACCACGACUCCAAGGGGUUAACGUGGUUAGUGCUUUUGCCAGCCAGGAGUGCAGUGCCACAAGUCUCUGUUAUGUGAGACAGGCUGCUCUAAGAGGCUUUCUGGACUGAGCUCCAGUGGAGCUCACCAAGCGGUUUACGGGGAUUGGCACAGGCAGGAUGAGGUUGGUCAGGUAUGUUAGCCCUAUUGCAUGAACAGCUAUGCAUGUACUUUCUGCUGUGGUCUUUCACAGUCAGAAAUGCACAGGGAGAUGCCUUGUGCUUUCGAGGCCAUCACUGCGCUGCUGUUGGCAUCGUGCCAGCCACCGAAUGGGCAAUAUUCAGUCUAGGCUGGGGGGGGGGGGGGUGAUGAUAGUUACAAUCUAUUAGGACACCAGGGAUCUUGGUCUCCCUUUGGAAGAAAAGAACUGAAAGCCAGGCCCUACUAGCAUUUUGGAUUUGGGGGGGGGGAGAACCCUUACUAACUUCAGUUAGGAAAAAUGUACAAGAAUCUUUAUCUCUAAGCUAUGCCCUGCCUGGGUUUCUCACCAGUUUGCAAUAUGAAUAUGCUGCAGCUUAAAGCUCCUUCUAGGAGCUGUGUUUAUGUAAAAACUGAGUUGAGCUUGUAAUGGUUAAAACUGUAUUUAAUUCUUGUUUUAUAAAUGAAAACAAAAAUGAAGAAAUGCUUUAAGUAUAAUGUAAUUAUUUUAUAGGUCUACUAUUAAAUUAUAGACUAAAUAAUAAAGCUACUCUAGGGUUAUAUGGUA
Dromaius novaehollandiae (emu) is the source of this 4212-nucleotide messenger RNA. It is a transcript of the gene GREM2, whose product is annotated as gremlin 2, DAN family BMP antagonist. Bases 1367 to 1873 code for a protein of 168 amino acids. Lineage: Eukaryota; Metazoa; Chordata; Aves; Casuariiformes; Dromaiidae. The record is from RefSeq and is a predicted model, not a curated record. The transcript is spliced from 3 exons. Gene Ontology annotation, biological process: animal organ morphogenesis. Gene Ontology annotation, molecular function: receptor ligand activity; BMP binding.